AUGGCAAGUUUAGCUGAGCAGUUGUCUGCCAAGCGUAGUGUAUUACGUCACACCCAUACACAAGUUACCACCCCAGAUGGUCAAUCAAGAAUUGAAGAAUUCAAGGCUGAUGGAUCCCAAGUUGUAACUCCUCUUUCAAAAGUCAGCCCUGGCUUUGUUGUAGACACAAAACCAGACCUCAGGUAUACCCGCAUUCUAAACGGUGUUAUCCUUGGAUCUCAGGAUGUUGCCCAUGAUCUAGACAUCUUAACUAGCAAUAAAAUAACUCAUAUCCUUAAUGUGGCUACUGGAAUACACAACUUGUUCGAAGGAUGGUUCACAUAUAAAACUAAAGAGGCACUGGACACCCCUUCUUGCCGUAUUAUUGACAUCCUAGAUGAGUGUUGUGAUUUUAUUCAUAAUGUUGUAGUAGGUGGUGGCUGUGUCCUAGUUCACUGCAAUGCUGGAGUAUCCCGUUCAGCUUCUGUUGUCAUUGCUUACCUUAUGAGAUAUUACGGUAUGAAUUAUGAAGAGGCUUUUAAAUUUGUCAAGACCAAAAGGUCAUUCAUUAGACCUAACACAGGUUUUGUUGAACAACUAAAAGAGUACGAGAAGAAAUUGGGUGUCUAAAAAGCAAAAUAUUAAUUAACUGCUUCCUCAUUUUAUUACUGUCAGGUUCUGUACAUCACACUGUAGUUAUGUAUUUAUAAUAUACGUAGUGAAAUGCAUCUAGAAGAAUCAAGUAUACUUUUGCAUCAAUGCCAAAGACAUUAGAAGAUACCCUACAAGUUAAUUCACUUCUGUCUGUUAGGUUUGGAUGUCAGAUGGGAAAUCAUCAAAAAAUUCUGAACAGAGCCAUAUGAAACUACAGUGCACAAAAUGCUGUACAUAACAGUAAAAUAAUCCAAAUAUUUAAAAUGCUCAAGUAAUUAUAACAGGUAGAUUUAGCUGCUGUAUUAACUUCAGUUUUUUCUUUUCUUUAUUAUAUCAUGUACAAAACUUUUACCUUGCAUUUGAAACCAUUAAAAUAUUAUUAGAUGCCUUCUGAAGAUAUUGCUAAGAGCAAUACUUAUCCAACUGAAGUUUUGUUUUGAACUGUUGCCUUUUGUAUCUCAGAUUGAUCUUCAGGAAGUUGUGCAGAAGCCUUAUUAAUUAAGGAAUAAUCUAAUUGGAAGUUAACAGAUUUAUUGAAUGACUCAGCAUUUGAGGUUACUAAGAGGAGGAAGAAAUACCUUAUAUUUCCGCUUAUAAGACGACCUUUAAAUCCUAAAAGCCAUCCCUAAAAAUUGGGGGUCAUCUUAUACUACCAUUCUAAGUGAUGUUUAUCAGUAGGCUAGCCUUGGCCUUGUUGCAAUAACUACCGACAUACAUGAAAAGAUUCACAAGAUGAAAUAAACUGAUAACAAAGAUGAUAAAACCAUAUUUGCAUUUUACAUCAUUGACAUAUCUUAGUAGCCCAUACAAGGAAUAAUUCCAUAUUAAUGAAAUCAACUAUGAUCUAUGCGAGGCCAGCUGACAAAAUGUAAACAUCGAAUUAUGGUUGACCUCACAGCAAUCUUUAUCUUUCAGUAACCUUUCAGAAAUUUUAAUGUUAGUGUAAUUAGGAUAACACAAUACUCAUUUUUCAAAAACUUAUCGUUUUGGUUGUAAAUAACUGUUUAGAACAAUUCAGUCAUACAAAUGAUAAUGAUCUUGUUUGUGAUUGGUGAUGAAAUGUAAACAUCAUAAAAUUAUUUUUACCUUAUAUAUUAUUGGCACAUCAUUAAAAUAAAUAUCCUGUUAAAGGAAUAAUUCCAUAUCAAUGAAAUCAGCUUUUAUCUAUGUGAGGCCAGCUUACAAUAUGUAAACAGGGCGUUAUUGUUGUACUCACGGCAACCUUCUUUCAGUAACCAUUUCAGAAAUGUUAAUGGUAGUGUACUUACGGUAGUAAUAACAUUUAGGAUAACAUGUUAUUUAUAUUUCAUAUGAAUUUAUCAUUAUAAUUAUCACACAUUAUUGUUUGUUAUUGGCGAUGAGACGUAAACAAAACAAUGUUUCUCUUUUAUCCAACUUAUGUAGGAAAAAUAAUGAUAUAGAACUGGAAUUAUUUCAUUUAUUUUGAAUUUUCAAGGAUCCAGUAAGUAAAACAACAUUUGUAAUAACAUCAUCUUUAUAUAAUGAAUAUUCCAUAAGAUACCUCAUUACAAAAGCUAGCCUACACACAUACCGUUUUGUAAUUUAGCAGUUGUCUUAUACUAAUAGAUAUGUCUAUGAAAGUUUGCCAUAAUGAUUUACCUAAUGUAAAGGUCGUCUUUACACGGAAAUAUACUGUAUGGUUGUUUCAUACUCAAAAAUAAAAAUGUUCAGAAAAAUUGCAAUUGUUCAAAUGAGGUUCAGAGGAUCCUUCUAGUCAGUGCCUACUAAAGAUGCAUUAUGGAAAUUCUCAGUGCCUCUUAUUUGGUUGCCUGUAAUUCCAUAAGUUUUUUAAAAGGUAAAAAAAAGAAAACUAGCUAGGGAAUGAUUUAAUAACCAUAGUAUUCCCUGAUAUGCAUGGUAACAAUAGUUACACAUUGAUGGUCACCUGUUGAAGCUGUAUUUAGUCAGUGCUGUUCUGUUUAUAAUUAGCCAUUAAUCUGAGCAGGUGGAUGGAAAUUAAGUGCAAGCUCAUUUCAGGACUUCCAAAUGUCAAAAAUACAAAGCUUUAUUUACAACUUUGUGAAGUUUAUUAGUAAAAGUAAAGGGAUUAGAGGUAAAAUAGUCAGAAUAAGGGAAGCAAUGCAGUAAAGCUUGUUUUAGUUUGAGAUUUUCUUGUAGAUAUCUUGUAUUUGAAUUUGGUAACAGAAAAGUAGAGGUUAUUGUUUUGUCAAUUUGUUAGGAUAUGUCUGGUCAAUCUUAGUGUGAACUAUUGGAUGAUGGUCUAACCCUUACUUAAGUUCUAAGGAAAUUUUACUAUUAGAUAAUGGUCUAAUCUUUACUCAAGUCUUAGGGAAUUUGAGUUUGUUCACAGAACAAACCUUUGGUGUUAAUGUAAGAGGAUUUUCUCGUGCCCAGUUAAAGUCUGGUUAUUAAUAGCACAAGGUUUGGUGGCAACGGGAAAUAGCCAAUUGGGAAAGUAGUGGGUAGGUCCUGACCAGGUUUCCUCCUAGCAGAUACUGUGAUGCUAGUUCUCUCUUAACUGCCUUCCAAGCAAGACUAUUGCUGUCUAUCUCACUCGGAAGCUGGUAAUUUAUAGCUCUUCCUUCCCACUUUAUGCCUUGGCAUUCUGGUUUUUCAUUCUCUUUUUAGUUUUUGUUUUGUGAUUCAGUUAUAUUGUGCUAUCUGUGUAUUUUUUUUGCAUUCCCAGAAAAUGCAAACCCAUGAAUCAUCUAAGUAACCAGGCCUCAGAGAAGAUGCCUGGGCAUUGGUGAUAACCAUGCUCUUGUUAUUUAGCUCCUUGGAUACUGACCCACAUACCACUUGUGUCAGAUGCAGAUUUAAUGAUUGUAAUGUAAGUCUAAUCCCUGUUCCAAGUUUUGUAAUUGGUCUCCAGGGCAAUGGAAGAAUUUUGGCAUGAAGAGAUGUAAGAGGAAAUCAGUUGCUCUCUCUUGGGAAGGUUUUGCAAUUCCAAUGGCGGCAGUCACUUCCACCUCCUUUCCUUCUUGUUCUACCUUUUCCAUGCUAAAACCUCCUCUUGUUGCAUCUUCUCAGGAAGAUUUUACUUCUUCUCAUUCCUCUAUUGCUUCAUCUUUUAAAUUAUUCAAGGAGGGGUUCAGGAGAUCUUGUAACUGACAUAACUGCUCUUGUUCUUUCGGGGAUGAAAGUUUCCCCCGUGAGGGAGGAUCCAGCUCCCCCAUAUAUAGGCUUUUCAGGGAUGGAUGCACAGAAGCUCUUGGUGCUAGGUGUCGUUACGCCUUCCAGGGGUAACCUUUGGGCCUACUGACCCACUUCAUGUCUUUCCACAUCCCAGUGUCUUUCGCCAUGACGGUUUCCAAAGCUAUGGUUUCUGUGACUUCUUCCCGCAUUUCCACGGAUGCUCUUCCAUCGGCCUCCAUUCUUGGGCCUUCUACAUCUGCUGCUUCCGAGUCUCUUGUUGUAGCUCUGUUGGAUAGAGUCGAAGGUGCUCUUUAAAAGAAGUAUGGUUGGACGGACUUGAUGAAAUCAAAGAAGAGACGUCAUAGAUCUCCCUCUGUCGUCAUCUUUCUCUUCCUCGUUGUCGUUUGUUCCAUCCCUAUCAGACGUUAGAAGAAGAAACACUUCGUAGUACCUCCACACAAGAAUAUUCGCAGUCCCUCUCCGUAUUCACGCUCACAUCUCCUGCAGCCAAUCAUCAUUCUGCUAGAUAAGUCUUUGUCAAACCUAUUUCUCCUGCACACAGACAUGUACCUAUGAUGUCAUAUGUCCGUUAUCUUCUGCUUUAGCUGACGAAUUUCACCCAGUUACCGACUUCUGUGCGGCAGCACACACGUCGAAAGAUUUCUGCUGUAAGAAUCACAAAUCUGGGGACUGGAAUUCUCCACAAGAAGUCACAGUUAUCUCAUCUUUUUCUGCUCGUCCUGCUCAAGGAACAAGUGUUUUUGCAGCAAUGGUUAUGAAGGAUGACAGCGGCUCUCAUUAAGAAGUAAAUGUUGAAGGAAUGUUAUCGGGAUCGGGACCAUCCUCCUCUUACAUUUCAUAGCCCAUGUUCUCACUCAUGAGCCCGUGACCAUUCUCUAUGUAAUGAGAGUCCUACACAGUUGCACAGCCAACCAUGGUUGUCAUAUCCAUAUCAUUAUACUAGCUUCCAUUCUCACGGAUGGGACCACCAUCCAUGUUCGCACUCACAUGGCCGUGACCAUUCUCCACGUAACAGGAGCCUUACACAGCCGUGUAACCAACCACAGCCUUCAUCUCCUUAACGUAGUACGCGCUCUCGUUCUCACAGAUGGGAUCUAGAUUGACUUACACUGUGAGCAAGCUUAUGCCCCAGUAAUUAACAAUGAUCUUUUUGUUCCCUCUGAUUUGGUUGACAAGGACGGAUUGAGAACCCCUUGGACCAGAAGUCUCCUCUUAGAGGCAGACAUUCAAGAACUUACGACAACUUACACAGAAGUCAAACUCACUUGUGGGUACAACAACUUAGCUGAAGAGACCGUGGCUUCCACUUCCGACUUUUCUUCAGGUCUAGAAGCCCUGGUUGGGCCCAAGAAAGAAACUAAGGCUUGUUUGGGGUUCCUAUGCUCUAAUCAUGCUGACUACAUUCACAAUCAAAUGAAUUCUCUUGUCUCUGGAUGGGACAAUUCACUUACCGCUACUACUGCGUUUCAGGCGGUUUCAUAGCUUGACCUAUGGUCGACAACAGUGGGAGAGGUCUCUUCUGCCUCCAUGGUUAGUGGUUAGUGACAGUGACGAGGGUGCCACCUUCCUUAGACUGUUGCAGUCUGGUGGCAAGACUAUUUCGUACUUGGCUCACUUAACGGCAAAUAUGUUUGCCAAUUGGUUACUGAAGAGGAGAGAUUCUGCCCUUUCUAAGGUCUCCAGAUUUGUUGGCACGGUUUCCAUUUUAGCACUGAGAAAUGGAGAUAUUCUAAGCUCUCUUUCCUAAAGACCAGGUUGUGGCAAUUGCCCAUAGGCCCUUGGACACUUUUUCCUUGGGUCCGGUGGUGGCUGCUCAAUAAAUUGCAUAGGUCAUCCUGUGCCCGUAUUGGGACAGUUUAUAUCUUACCAAAGACGUUGGCUAUGAAAGUGAGAGUGAAUGGGAUGACUGGUCUUCUUCCUUUCUCUUUCUUUUCCUUGUCUUUUGUAUCUAACUAACCAGUUUUGCUGGAACUGGUUAGAUACAGGUGAGUGACCACCCAUUCUAUUUGCCGUAUUUGAUUGUUCCUACACAAUACAAAUUCCUUAGCAGAAGCAAGUCCUUUGUUGUCUCCGACAAUUACAUGUUCUAUUCCUCCUUCCAAAAGACAUGUAGACAGGAGUUCCCAUUGUCUCUCAGCCUGGAUGUCUGGCUGUUGAGUAACCUUUCGCUUAACAGAUCAGAGGCAUACGACUCCUUCCUCUGCUCUGACAAUUGGCCAGGAAAUGAACCCAGGUAAGCCGAACCACCAGUCGGUUCUAAUGCUUAUCCUCCCACCAAAAGUGUCUCCCCUUAUGUAAAGACCAAAGGUUUGUUCUGUAUAUGAAUAAAUGACAAAUUUUGAAUAAAUUUGAGCUUUUCAAAACUAACAAACCUGAGAUCUCAACAUAAUGGCCCACCUCAAGCCACCCCUCAUACAGUUACCUAGGCUGGAAGAAAACAAGCAUCACAGCAUCUGCUAGAGAGAAACCAGGGCGAGCUCCGCCCACCUCUUUCCCCAUUGGCUAGCUUCCAUUAUAACCAAAACUUUGUGCUAUUUAUAACCAAACUCUAGCUAUGAGAAAAUCCCCUUAUGUUAAGCCCUUAGGUUUGUUAGUUAUGAAAAAUUCUAAUUGAUUAAAAAUUUGUCGUGUGUUGGUUUUGGGUGUGAAUACAGUAGCAAAAAUUCUGAAAUUAACAUAAGGAAUUUAUUUUUCUUUACAAGUAGAUUACCAACCUUGGUAAUGUCUUGUGACUAAAGAGCCUUUUCAAAUGCAUGCCAUCCAAAUCCGUACUUGCUAUGCAAGAGCCUUAUUCCAUAAUCCUAAUGGUUUCAGUAGUACUUAAGAAUUUUGUAGCCUUCUUGAUUGUGUAAAUAGGCAUAAUUUCAAUGUGUAUAACUUUUUUACUUGUAUUUCUAGAAGUCCUGAGCCACCAAGUUUAUUUUUCAAUUAUCCUGAUAUCUUAUUCCAUAUCUGUGACAAUAAAGAGUACAUUGGGGUUUCAGAACUUGAAAAUAAUAAAAAAAUGUCUUAA
Messenger RNA from Macrobrachium nipponense, 6784 nucleotides. RefSeq names its product dual specificity protein phosphatase 19-like (gene Mkp). The transcript has a single exon. Gene Ontology annotation, molecular function: JUN kinase phosphatase activity. Lineage: Eukaryota; Metazoa; Arthropoda; Malacostraca; Decapoda; Palaemonidae. Gene Ontology annotation, biological process: protein dephosphorylation; regulation of MAP kinase activity. Gene Ontology annotation, cellular component: cytoplasm. The coding region runs from base 1 to 609 and encodes 202 amino acids. The record is from RefSeq and is a predicted model, not a curated record.